Messenger RNA from Didymodactylos carnosus, 897 nucleotides. The record is from the annotation of a GenBank genome assembly. Lineage: Eukaryota; Metazoa; Rotifera; Eurotatoria; Philodinida; Philodinidae.
AUGAUUUCGGCACCGCAUGGCGGUGGUUUGUUUCCAGACAACAUUCCAAAUCGAACACGCGGCUGUUUGAAGAAUUCUACAUGUGUUUGGUCUCAUGACGUAUGUAAUCAAUCGUCGACAGUCAAUUGUCAAAUAACAACCGUUAGAGAUACAAUAACCGAUGAGUUUGCACAAAAUGUGGCGAAACAAUUAGUAGAAAUGUACAAUUUACAUCCAUUUCUAGUUAUUGGCCAAUGGAAUCGAAAAAUAGUUGAUUUCAAUAGAGAAAUAUCGGAAGCAACAUUCAAUCAUCCAGAGGCGAUGAGUGGCUAUCAGAGUUAUCAUCAGUUUUUAUCGGAGGGAAUACGACGAAUUGAGAACCAGUACGGAAAAGGUUUACUUUUAGACAUUCAUGGACAUAUACAAGGUAACUAUACAAUGGUUGGAUAUCUUCUCACGAGUGCAGAUUUAAAUAAUGAAAAUUUUGACAAUGUGCAAACAUCGAUUGAACAACUUCUUCAAUCAUCAACUGAUCGUCGACAAUCUGUGAUAGGUGACAACUCAUUUGGUUCAAUAUUAGAAGAGAAUGACCUGAGCAUUGUUUAUCCGUCGAGAAUGAAUCCAAAACCAGGUCAAAAUCGUUUUUAUGCCGGUGGAUAUAUUACACAGCAUUAUCGAAGUUCUAAAAUGAAUGUUAUUCAAACUGAACUAUCGUAUGAAAUACUUGGCGCUAACGAAGAAAAAGAAUAUGCAAAGAAAUAUGCUCAAUCGGUUUAUCAGUUUAUGGUAAAAAAUAAUUUGUUAGUUAGUCAAUCCUAUUCAAUAUUUGUUUCAUCUAAAAAUGUUUCGUUCAAACGUAUCGUACUUUUGAUGAUGACACAAGUUUUGACGUACUGGCGAAUUUCUAUUAAAAUUUAG